AUGGUCUCGUCCAACGACGUGCAGCGCCUUUUCUUGCAAGCCGUUCUCUCGCGGAGGGUCAUGACCAGAGAGAUUGCGCUGAAGCUCUGGGAAAAUGCAUUGACGCCGUCAAAGAUCAACGAGGCCUUGAACCCCAUGAACAUGGAAUUCGCGCAGAUGUCGGACGAGAUUACGGGCAAAGAAAUGUGUGCUCUCGUCAAUCGCAAAGGCGACGAGGUCGCGCAGCUAGCUACCGAGUAUACGCCGCUCGAGAUUGCCUACUUCAAAGCAGUGCUCCAUCAAAUCAUGUCGGCCCCGAACGAAGCCUUUUGCAUAUCAUCAAUGGCAGCCCUGCGAGAGACGAACAACCUAAACAUGACCAAGUCACAAGCCGAGGUCGUCCUCUCGAGCUUCGUGGCCAAAGGAUGGCUUAUCAAGAGCAGGUCCGUAAUUUGUCUAUUCGAGUUCUACAAAUCACCGACCGGUGCUGCCGUUCUCACCCAGACGCGGUCGAUAUUCUCUUUCACUACGCACUUUGAUCGAGUUGCUGCCAUACCUCCGAAGCACGCCGAGGCGGAGGCGGAGCCUUCGCAACCCUCGCAAGCAUCUCAGCCAUCCCAGCCCAAGGGCACACAGGCAAAGAAGAACAAGAAGAAAGCGGUCCGCGAGGACAGUAUGGAUAUUGAUGAGGACGAGCCGGAGCCCGAACCUGAGCCCCGGAAGACUCAGAAGCGCAAGAGCCGUCGGUGA
Molecule: messenger RNA, 729 nt
Organism: Fomitopsis serialis
Lineage: Eukaryota; Fungi; Basidiomycota; Agaricomycetes; Polyporales; Fomitopsidaceae
Exons: 5
Coding region: 1-729 (242 amino acids)
Biological process (GO): double-strand break repair via homologous recombination; DNA damage tolerance
Cellular component (GO): nucleus; Smc5-Smc6 complex
Molecular function (GO): ubiquitin-protein transferase activity
Source: RefSeq, a predicted model, not a curated record